This is a messenger RNA of Chaetomium globosum CBS 148.51, 1509 nucleotides long. RefSeq lists its product as uncharacterized. The transcript has 4 exons. Gene Ontology annotation, biological process: protein phosphorylation. Bases 1 to 1509 code for a protein of 502 amino acids. The record is from RefSeq and is a predicted model, not a curated record. Lineage: Eukaryota; Fungi; Ascomycota; Sordariomycetes; Sordariales; Chaetomiaceae. Gene Ontology annotation, molecular function: protein kinase activity.
AUGGGCGACAUCAGGGAGUACUCGGAGCUCUCCGAGGACAAGACGGAGCCGUUCUCGCAAGGUGAGAUCCAGGCCCGUCUGCAGCGGUCCCGCAUGGAGGAGUUCAACACCAUCAACAGCGCAGUCCCACUGGAUAAGUUGGUAGUGCCCCCGGAUGACGACAUUCGCAUUCUCAUGAGGCCGCUGGCCCGGGACCGUACCGUCCGCGAGGACCGCAAUGUUAUGCCUCUCUCUCUGCGCGCGGAGGCCGCAGAGGCGGAGGAGAAGACGCAGCAGGUUCUGGCCGUCCGCCAAACCGCUCGCGACAUUAGUUUUACCGUCAGCAUCCCGGACUACCGAAACCCUGACCGCAGGCUAGCUUGCAUCAUUUACUACGAUCCGGCCAGCGAUAACCAAAUUCUCUCUAACCGGUCCAACGUCCCGUUCACCCUGUCCAGGGUUUCUCACGAACCCGAGGCAAUACGCGGAGCGCAGUACCAAGUCAAUCCAGAAUUCCACAAGCCUUUGACGCCAGGCACGUGGCGCAUCACCAUGGGCGGAACCGAUUUGCUCGACUUCCGUCUCCUCGAGAGGCGGCCGGUGCGAUUGCGCACUGCUUCGAGCUCCUCAUCCGAAACGUCAGCCUCCAGCGCGACAUCGACGUCAUCAGGGUCCGGGUCCGGGUCGGGUGAUGUGGUGAACUCGUCCGGUAAGAGGUUGUUGGACGAUGAGGACGGUCCCAUAAACCCCGAGAAGCGGCGGCGCCCAACAGACCCAAAUGAUAAAAACGAAAAUAGCGUUAUCCGGUUUCUCCUCGCAUGCGCCAAAGGAAAGGAAGUCGUUGCAUCCACUGGUCACCCGCUCUUAGACCUCCAAUCCGUGAAACGCUCGAGGUUCCACGUGGGGGGGGCUGGUUGCGUUUUUACCGCCGAAUACUCCGAAGCCCCCGGCCGAUUUAUGGCGGCGAUGCUCGGUUCCUGUCCUUGUAUAUGGAGCCCGUUGACGGCCGUUGAUCUUUCCGCCAGGGGUGUCUGGCGGACCAGCGGAACGGACCUCUUCUCCGGCGACCGGUCCGACGCGCUGCGCAUCUUGAAAGACGCCUCGAGCGGCCUGCACUACCUCCACAGCCUGCGGCUGGAGCACAACGACAUCAAGCCGGGCAAUAUCUUUGUACAGCCGGGAGCGUGGGGCUGUCGUCUGCGACAUGGGCCUGUCAUCCGAGAAGGGCGCCAGCACGGGCGGCGGCACCCCAUGAUCUCGUGGCCCGACAUCCGGGCGCACCGCCAGCACCCGCGGCACCUGUACUGGACCAUUGCCGACGUGCACGAGAAGGAGCGGCAGCGCCAGGCCACGGCUGUCUCGCGCAUGCGCAUGUGGCUGAACGAAGUCACCGCGGUGCGGAACGGGCUAGACGUGCAUGACAAGCUGGAGCGGCUGGUGCAUGGCAUGCUGGCCCCGAACCCGAGGGAGCGGCUGACCACCAAGGAGAUUGUCAACCAGUUGUUUGUCGACCAGGGGACGGAUCGGUGA